Messenger RNA from Scheffersomyces coipomensis, 1026 nucleotides. RefSeq names its product thioesterase-like superfamily-domain-containing protein. The transcript has a single exon. Gene Ontology annotation, biological process: fatty acid catabolic process; acyl-CoA metabolic process. The record is from RefSeq and is a predicted model, not a curated record. Gene Ontology annotation, cellular component: peroxisomal matrix. Lineage: Eukaryota; Fungi; Ascomycota; Pichiomycetes; Serinales; Debaryomycetaceae. The coding region runs from base 1 to 1026 and encodes 341 amino acids. Gene Ontology annotation, molecular function: fatty acyl-CoA hydrolase activity.
AUGCCAAAUUACGAACCAAAUCAAGUAGUUGAUGUUCAAGAGGAAUUUGGAGUUAUUGAAACUGGUCCCAAUAAAUUCAGAUCAAAACGUCCCUUAACCAAACCAGUGCCUCAAGCUAGAGGUGCUUAUGGUGGGAAUGUGGCUGCUCAAGCUGUUAUAGUUGCCCUUAGGACUUCACCUCCUGAUUUUAAACCUCAUUGUUUACAUUCAUAUUUUGUAAAACCAGUAUCAUCAAGUGAAUUGAUGGAUUGGGAAGUUGAUAUUAUUUCAAAGGGGAAGAAUUUCUGUAAUAGACUGGUUAAAGGAUUCCAAAAUGGUGAAAUAAAAUAUAUUGCUAAUAUUUCCUUAACUAGAAAAAAUUCAAAUAAAAUAGCUCAAGCAAAAUAUGAUGAUUUUGUAAAAAGACAAGAAGAAAAAGGGGAUGAUGAAGAUGAAGAUGAAGAUGGAGAAAUCAUUCAAAAACCAUUUGGAUUCCAAACUCCUUAUCAUCCUUGGUUUAAUAAUCGAAACCUUGAUGAAAUUGAAGUUGAUCCAAGAGGUUAUGAAGUUUUAGUUUAUCAUAAAAUUAUUCCUGAAUUAUUAGAUCUUAAAUUAACUCCUGAAGAAGAAAAAGUUCCCGUAGCGCAAAGAAGAUUAGCAUUUUAUGCUAAAUGGGGAAUUGAAAAUGAACAAGGUUAUAAUCAACCUUUAACCAAUGUGAAUCAAGAUUAUCAAUAUGCUGGGUUAGCAGUAUUAUCUGAUACCUUGUUUUUAACUAGAUUAGCUAGAGUCAUGAGACUUGAAGAUGUUGAUUUAGAAAAUAUGGUUCAUUAUUUCUCUGUUUCUUUAGAUCAUGUCGUUUAUUUCCAUGAUGAUGAUUUCGAUGUUACUAAAUGGAUGGGUGUUACGUUCAAAGCAGCUCGUUUCGCCAAUAAAAGAGUAGUAAUGGAAGGAGAAUUAUAUAAUGAUAAAGGGGUUCAUGUUGCCACUUUUGUUCAAGAAGGUUUAGUUCAUCUUAAUGGUUUAGAAGCUGGAGCAAAGUUAUAA